Messenger RNA from Culex quinquefasciatus (southern house mosquito), 1166 nucleotides. RefSeq names its product ficolin-3. Lineage: Eukaryota; Metazoa; Arthropoda; Insecta; Diptera; Culicidae. The record is from RefSeq and is a predicted model, not a curated record. The transcript is spliced from 4 exons. The coding region runs from base 9 to 1127 and encodes 372 amino acids.
UCAACAAUAUGAAGUCCAUCGUCUUCAUUCUGGCCAUCUUGGCUUUACUUCUCUUUGAAGCCUCCUCAAACGAGUCAAAUUCAGAUGUUGAGCUUUCCGUGGAACGUCUCCUACAACUCGUCCAGCUGAAAUUGGACGAACUGUUCGUCGAGAGCAGCGAACAGGUCGAGCAGCUGCUGACCGAACUGUACCAUCUGCGCCAGUCGGUGGAACACGUGGCCUGGCUGACGAACCGGGUCGAGCGAGCCGUCCAGAAGGUUCAGCUGAACAACGACGUCCUGGUGCGGAACGUCAGUCUGCUGACCAGCCAAACCGACAACAUCAUCCUCAACCAGCAGUACUGCGCCAACCACGAGGCGCUGAAGAAUCUGUUCUUUGAGCUGACUCCAAAGUGUUUGGGCAAUCAAACGGUACCACCGAUUCCGACCCCAUCCAUCGCGACGACUACUGAGGCUGCUGAAACUUCGACGAUUCCAGAUGAUCCCAUCGUGUACGAGCGAUGCACGCAGGCUCCAUCGAUAUCGGGCGUGUACCGGCUGCGCCGCCUGGACGGAACCGUGUUCAGUGCGUUCUGCGAGCAGGAACGGUUCGGCGGAGGGCUGCUGGUGUUCCAGAGUCGACUGGACGGGUCCGUGGAUUUUAACCGAAGCUGGAGCGAGUUCGUGGAGGGCUUUGGCGAUCCCGCCGGCGAGUAUUGGCUUGGGUUGGAGACGCUGCAUCAGACGGCCCCAAGUGCGACGGAGCUGAUCAUUACCUUGAAGGACUUCUCUGACGUUGAGGUGUACGAGCAGUAUCCGAGAGUGUGGUUUGAAACGGAAAGAACCAAUUAUCGAAUCAGAAUUGGUGAACGCGGAACCGGAACAGCUGGAGACUCGUUUUAUAUCUACUAUAGUGAGGACUUCUCGACGUACGACCAUUACUCCAAUAUUGCCCAACGAGCUUGUAUUACUUCGCUGGCUAGUGGAUUCUGGCACCAUUCGUGCAACACAGCUCGUGAAAGGAACAAUCUCAACGGAAUCUAUGGGCGCGGGAAAGGUGCAAAGGGCAUCUGGUGGGGAACCUUUGGCAAUCUUACUGUUCAGAACACUUCACCGCUGAAAUCGGUGCAAAUGAUGAUUCGCAAUUGAUUUUGAUGCUGUUUAAAUUGAAAUUCCAAAAUACUUAAA